Microthlaspi erraticum is the source of this 1122-nucleotide messenger RNA. The record is from the annotation of a GenBank genome assembly. Lineage: Eukaryota; Viridiplantae; Streptophyta; Magnoliopsida; Brassicales; Brassicaceae.
AUGGCCACUCCAGAGUUAAUUUGGAACGGUUUGAAUUGGAUCGGAUCCGCUCGGUUAAUCUGGAUUGGAGGAACAUCCUUCUACGCUUCAUCUUCCUCCACGAAAUUGAAGGAAGAGAAGAAAAUGUUGGAAAGCAUAAACCUCAUCUCCUGCAACUUCUCUCGUCUUCCUCCUUUAAAACCCUCGAGACAAUCCCAAACCCAAACCCUAAAGGAAUCCCGAAACCUCAUUGCUGUACAAUCAAGAGCUUCUUCUUCUUCUUCACCUUUUCUGAAAUCAGAUAAAAUCCUCCACCGCAAUAACAGUCGUUUCCCGAAAUACGAGAAAAAAGGUUUCUACUUCCAUGUCUGCAAAAGCUCACUGAACAACCCAGAUCCAGAGAAAACCGAAAUUCAAGACGAAGCAAGAGACUGGACGAGCUCGGUACUGCUUUUCGCGCUUUGGGGUGCGCUUCUCUACUAUUGCUUCAAUCUUGCUCCUGAUCAAACACCAACGCAAGACUUGUACUUUCUGAAUAAGCUGCUGAAUUUGAAAAGUGACGAUGGUUUUAGAAUGAACCAGAUCCUUGUUGGGUUAUGGUACAUAAUGGGUUUAUGGCCUUUGGUAUAUGGCAUGCUCUUGCUUCCCACAGGUCGAAGUAAAACCCCUCCGGCUUGGCCUUUCGUCGUGCUUUCCUUCUUCGGUGGCGUCUACGCUUUGCUACCUUACUUUGCUCUGUGGAAUCCUCCUUCUCCUCCUGUUUCAGAGGCUGAAGUGAGACAAUGGCCUUUGAAUAUUCUGGAAUCUAAAGUCACUGCUGCAGUGACUCUUGUUGCAGGAUUGGGUAUAAUCCUGUAUGCAGUAGUUGGUAACUCCGGUGACUGGAAAGAGUUUUAUCAGUACUUCCGAGAGAGCAAAUUCAUACAUGUCACGAGUCUUGAUUUCUGUUUACUCUCUGCGUUUGCUCCCUUCUGGGUUUACAAUGACAUGACCGCCCGAAAAUGGUUCGAUAAAGGCGGCCGUUGGCUUUUACCGGUAUCCGCAGUGCCCUUCUUGGGACCUUCUUUGUAUCUUCUCCUACGACCUGCAUUGUCAGGGACAACAGCUCCAACAGAUUCUGCAUCAUCUGAUCCAAACCAAUAG